Ambispora gerdemannii is the source of this 199-nucleotide messenger RNA. NCBI's taxonomy places the organism in Eukaryota, Fungi, Glomeromycota, Glomeromycetes, Archaeosporales, Ambisporaceae. The record is from the annotation of a GenBank genome assembly.
GAAGAGUCCAUAAUCGUGUAUGUUGUAAUAGUGUAUCCGAAAACUCGGUCAUAUUCAGAGGGAAAGUGGAGAAUCUUAGUGAAAAAAACACUCGAGGUGUGGUUAUGUUUAUUAGCGCCGCAACAUAAAUUCAUACAUAUAGUCAAAGCACCUGGGAAGGACUACGGUCACGUCCAUUUUGAAACUCGACAAGCGACAG